AAAAUAACAAAGAGAGAGAGUGAGAGAAACACACACCACACAAAAUCUACUGCAUUUUGCCCGUUAGGUAGGUACCGAUUAUAUGUUUUUUGUCUGUAUAUCUAUAUAUAUCAUCUUUUUCAAUAAGAAUAAUAAAUCAAAAUAAUAAAAAAUGAAAACUUCAGGUUUUGCAAUGUUUUCAGUGUUAUCAAGCAUGCUUGUAGUAGUAGUAGUAGUAGUAGUUUCCGUGACGUCAUCAUAUUCAGCUGAAGAUGGUUUCAUUCAAUGCCUCGAAAAUAACUCAAAACUCUUCAAUGGAGUAGUCUUCUUACUCCAUACUCCAAAAACUCCUUCAUUUUCAUCUUCUCUCCAAACCUACAUUCGAAACCUCCGCUUCAACGAAUCCACCACCGGAAAACCAAGAUUCAUCCUCACUCCAACCCACGUCUCACACAUUCCGACAGCCAUUAUCUGCGCUAAAUCACACGGCCUGCAAAUCAAAGUCCGAAGUGGGGGCCACGAUUUCGAAGGCCUCUCUUACGUCUCCGAUUCUCCAAACUUUUUCAUUCUCGACAUGUUCAAUCUCCGCUCAGUCAACGUCACCCUAGAGGACGAUUCCGCCUGGGUUGAAGCCGGAGCCACUCUCGGACAAGUCUUCUACGGAAUUGCCGGAAAAAGUAACACCCGCGCAUUCCCCGCCGGAGUUUGCCCCACCGUCGGCGUCGGCGGCCACGUCAGCGGCGGCGGCUAUGGUAACCUCAUGAGAAAGUACGGACUUACGGUUGAUAAUGUCGUCGACGCAAAGAUAGUUGAUGUUAAGGGAAGAAUCCUCGACAGAAAAUCAAUGGGGGAGGAUCUUUUCUGGGCUAUCACCGGUGGCGGCGGAUCCAGCUUCGGAGUUGUACUUUCUUACAAAAUUAAACUGGUUCGUGUCCCAAAUAGAGUUACAGUUUUCAGUGUCUUUCGAACGUACGAUGAAAAUUUUACUCACCUUAUUUAUCGUUACCAAAAAGUCGCCGCCGAUGAGUUGCCGGAGAAACUGUUCAUCAGACUAAUUCUCGACGUUGCUAAUGGUAAAAACAGGGCAAGAUUCGUAGCCUUAUUUCUCGGAAACUCGGAAAAUCUUCUAUCUUUGAUGAAUCGUAGAUUUCCAGAGCUGGGAUUAAAGCAAAAGGAUUGCAUUAAGAUGAGAUGGAUUGAAUCAGUUCUUUUCUGGGCUGAUUUUCCGACAGGAACACCAAUUACUGCUCUUGUGAGUAGGGUUCCUCAGGUACUCGUCCAUUUCAAGAGAAAAUCCGAUUAUUUAAAAAAACCCAUUCCGAAAUCAGGAUUAGAGUUCAUAUUCAAGAAAAUGGUGGAAUUGAAAACUCCGCUGCUGACAUUCAACCCCUACGGCGGGAGAAUGGCGGAGAUUCCCCCGGAGGCGAAACCCUUUCCGCACAGAGGGGGCAACAUUGCGAAGAUUCAGUACGCGGCGAAUUGGGACGAAAAGGGAAUUGAGGCUGCGAAUUAUUACAUAAAUCUGACGAGAAUGCUGUAUGAAUAUAUGACUCCGUAUGUGUCGGUGAAUCCAAGAGAAGCUUUUCUCUGUUACAGGGAUCUUGAUAUUGGAACUAAUCGGAAUGCCGCCGGCAACGGUACUUACUACUCGGAGGAUGCGGCGGCGGUUUAUGGGGUGAAGUACUUUAUGGAUAAUUUCAAGAGGUUGGUCAAAAUUAAGACAAAGGUCGACCCCCACAAUUUCUUUAGGGAUGAACAGAGUAUUCCUGUCAGCCAGGAAGACGAAAUAAUAAUUUAAUUAUCAAAAUGUAACUCAUGUCUCUACUUAACAAUAUAUAAUUAGGACUUUGCUAAAUAGCCAGAAUCUGGCUGGCCAAAAUAGCAUUUAUUUUACUUUUUUUGUUUUCUUUAUAUAUUUAAUGGAGUACCAUUUAUGCCCUUA
This is a messenger RNA of Erythranthe guttata (spotted monkey flower), 1921 nucleotides long. RefSeq names its product berberine bridge enzyme-like 8. NCBI's taxonomy places the organism in Eukaryota, Viridiplantae, Streptophyta, Magnoliopsida, Lamiales, Phrymaceae. The record is from RefSeq and is a predicted model, not a curated record. Gene Ontology annotation, molecular function: FAD binding; oxidoreductase activity.